AUGGAUCCAGGAUGUGAAGAAUGCAUCAAGGGCACGGUUCAUAAAGGCCUACCCAAGGGCAAGGAGGAAGUGAUCCACGGCCUGAAUACUUAUGUGAUCGGAAACCGAGUCAAUCCAAGAGGCAUCAUAGUCAUCUACUCCGACAUCUUUGGCCUGGCGUUGCCCAACAACAAGCUCAUCGCUGAUGGGUAUGCGAAAAGUGGGGAGUGGCUAGUCUACUUACCAGAUUUCUUCAAGGGCGACCCUAUGACGCUCAAAUUUGCCGACGUGGCGAUUCCAGUCGAUGCAGGCAAGCAGUCAACCUUUGCAAAGUACACCGGGCUUUUGGCGUCGGCACCAUCUUUGGUCAUGUGGAUGACAAGGCACAAACAGGGACCAACGAACAAAAUCUGCAUGGAUUUUCUGGGGGAGCUGAGAAGAGCAACUCCGAGGAACCAGAAAAUUGGAAUCACUGGAAUGUGUUGGGGUGGAAAAUAUGCGAUUAGAGCCGCACUUGAGAGCAACAUGAUUGAGCUUGACGGGAAGAAGGUGCCACUUGUGGAUGCGGUGGUCGCUCUGCACCCAAGUAACCUGGUUCUUGAAGAGGACUUCACUCCUGUUGUUGUUCCAAUUACCGUCGGUUGGGGUUUGCAAGACGAGGGCGUCAAGAUUGCCCUGAAAGGUCAGGUUGAAGAAAUCCAUGAGAGAGAAAGAAAGGCUGGAAAACAGUUGCCGGAAAUCGUGCACCAAGUUUAUAAGCCUGGACGACAUGGGUUCUCGGUGAGAGGCAAUCCGGACGAUCCUCAGGAAAGAGCCUGCCUGGAAGAUUCGGAGAAACAAGCCUUGGAUUGGUUUCAGCGGUGGCUUUAA
Exophiala bonariae is the source of this 849-nucleotide messenger RNA. RefSeq lists its product as uncharacterized. Lineage: Eukaryota; Fungi; Ascomycota; Eurotiomycetes; Chaetothyriales; Herpotrichiellaceae. Bases 1 to 849 code for a protein of 282 amino acids. The record is from RefSeq and is a predicted model, not a curated record. Gene Ontology annotation, molecular function: hydrolase activity. The transcript has 2 exons.